Molecule: messenger RNA, 656 nt
Organism: Suillus paluster
Lineage: Eukaryota; Fungi; Basidiomycota; Agaricomycetes; Boletales; Suillaceae
Product: Tim10/DDP family zinc finger-domain-containing protein
Exons: 5
Coding region: 112-420 (102 amino acids)
Source: RefSeq, a predicted model, not a curated record
CGAAGUCACACAUUAACCGUCAUCGCUUCACUGGAUUUUCGUUCAACCAAGUCGUUCAAGGAAUCCAAGCUCUAAAUCACUAGCUCCUUGUGCUCUUGCCCGCUUUACAACAUGUCUGACUUCUUCAAGUCGCCGUCUUCGUCUAGUUCCCCUUCAGACAUGGCCGCAAAGAAAGAAGCCGUGAUGAAUAGUGUGCGCUCCGAGAUUGCCCUAGCCAGUGCGCAAGAGCUUAUAAAUAAAACGAACGAAAAAUGCUUCGCCAAGUGCGUAGCGAAGCCUGGGACCUCCUUGUCCGGCUCAGAGGAGACAUGCCUGUCACGAUGUCUCGAACGUUAUCUGGAAACAUUCAAUAUGAUCAGCAAAACCUACACAGCCCGCUUAAGUAGAGAACGGGAGCAGCGACAAAUUAAUCAGAUAUAGUCGCCAUAUUGUAUUCAUACAGCCCCAUUCCGUUAAUUGUGCUUUCAUGUUAGUCGUUCAACAAUCUCACCUGCGUGUCCAUCACGACUGCUCCACGUCCAAGUCAGACACCAUGAAGCUUGUAGGGAGGAUUUAUUGUCAGCUACUGUGCGAGCUAUGGUGUACGAAAAGGUAUCAUUGUAUUACAAGUAGCAUAUUAAAUAAUGACGUGUACCAGCGUUCAGGAAGAUUAUGCU